Molecule: messenger RNA, 231 nt
Organism: Microthlaspi erraticum
Lineage: Eukaryota; Viridiplantae; Streptophyta; Magnoliopsida; Brassicales; Brassicaceae
Source: the annotation of a GenBank genome assembly
AUGGGGAUUUCGUUGAGGCGAAGAUGCUUCUCGAAUGCAAUCCUUGCCUCGCCAAGCACUCUACGUCUCUACCUUUCCGCUGAAGGACACAACAAGAUCGUUGAAGUGUUGCUUGAGAACAGAGCUGCUGUGAGGGGGGUUUACUCUAUUGCGGCCAUGUAUUCGAUUCAGGUUUCUCGAGUGGGUUUUGGGAUUUUGACAAUGUUGAGCCUUUGCCUAAAUUUGAGCUGA